Aphanomyces astaci is the source of this 1132-nucleotide messenger RNA. RefSeq lists its product as hypothetical. The record is from RefSeq and is a predicted model, not a curated record. The transcript has a single exon. The coding region runs from base 8 to 1078 and encodes 356 amino acids. Lineage: Eukaryota; Oomycota; Saprolegniomycetes; Saprolegniales; Verrucalvaceae.
ACAGGCGAUGGAGAAUGGCAACGCAACGACCGGCGCGUCGGCCAUCAUCACUACGCCUCCGACCCCCACCACCACUCCUCCAGACACCCCCGGUCGAUGGAGAGAGUCCUCCGACUUUGUGGCAAGGUACAAGUUCCUAUACGAUCGCUUGCUGUCCCAGCCACCAGCGCUGCCAGCAUCUGUACCUAGCGACGUGCUGUUGCGGCUCCAGGGCACUAACUUGAAUUGGACCACGUUGAACACGUUUGCGCAGCGCGCGCUCUUGUGGGACGCGGGGUACGUCCGUAUCGCCGGAGCGUCGUUUGCAAAGGUGUUGACGCCGUGUGGCCAAGGCGGCACGACUAUCGACACUGGUGCGUCCAUGGCAUCGAUUGCGUAUCGAUCGAGCGACUUGGGGGUCCCACUGACGUCGUGCGUGAAUGCGGCGGGGGACCACUACUUCCGAUUGAACGCGUCCUUGCCGAGCCAGCUUCGCACGCCGCUCAAGUGCGCCAUCGAAGUGUUUGCAGCUACGGGCACCUCCAACUCGAGCUUGUGGUCCCAGGACACACUACCCAGCACUACCAUUCCCGAGCUGUCGGCCCAGUUGCAUCGCACUAGCAGUGCUACGAUUGCAGCGAUCCACGCAUCUCCGUUCGCCGAGCCCGCGGCUGCCACGUGUCCAGCGUCCGGCGGGAGCGUGGUCGUGCCGUGUAGCCUCGUGGUACUUGGCACGGGAUGGUGCCGCCCCGAAGGCAGUAAAGUGAUGACAUCGUGGCUCAAAGACCUGCAGGUGCUUGCAAGUCGCACUAAAGCCCCUACGGCCCAGCCCCUCGUGACGGCGCCAGCCACAAAAGCGAUCACUUUCCCGCCGCUUCCACCCCCCAACGGGCGAGUUGGGUCCUUGUCGACGCUAAACCCAUCGCGGGACACGGCGGUGAUCGUCAUCGGCGGGGCGUUCGGCGUCUUUGCGCUCUUCGUGGGCGUGUGCUUUAUGCGAUGGUUCCACCGCAAACUACAGUCCAUGCUUGAAGGCAGCUACGUGCCGACAGCCACCCCUCGCCCUUCCGUCCACCAUGCACAGCAUCGACCCGUCUAACUAGUACUACUAUUAAUAGUACUAGUAUUUCAAUCCAUCUCUACUAUAUCUCUA